Annulohypoxylon maeteangense is the source of this 1882-nucleotide messenger RNA. Its product is annotated as L-Aspartase-like protein. The coding region runs from base 172 to 1629 and encodes 485 amino acids. Gene Ontology annotation, cellular component: mitochondrion; tricarboxylic acid cycle heteromeric enzyme complex. Gene Ontology annotation, molecular function: fumarate hydratase activity. The record is from RefSeq and is a predicted model, not a curated record. The transcript has 3 exons. Gene Ontology annotation, biological process: malate metabolic process; tricarboxylic acid cycle; fumarate metabolic process. Lineage: Eukaryota; Fungi; Ascomycota; Sordariomycetes; Xylariales; Hypoxylaceae.
GAGCAUUUCUAAAGCAUCUUCAAAAAUUGAGCGUUUUUUAAUCUUCAUUUUUCUAUCGUUCGCGCUCCCUUCGUCGAACAAGUUAAACAAAUUAUUCCUUUAGCCAAUUGGUCACUUCGAACCUUUCAAUUGAUCUUGGGACCUCGGAAGCUACUACUGCGUUACUGCGUCAUGCUGCGAUCGGUACGACCUACGGCCGCUGGCCAAGCUAGGAGUUGGUUUGGACCGAGGACUGCUCCGCGCCUACUUUCCACAUGCAAAGCCUCCGCCUCCGCAUCUUCUUCGUCAUGUGUUACUCCGAUAUCCUCAAUUCCUGCUAGAAGCAACAUACACAACAUAUCUACUAAACCGACAUAUUCCCUACGAUUUCAGAGAAACCUACAUGCGACAACGAUAAGAAUGGCUGCCAACACGAGAACAGAGAGCGAUGCCUUUGGCGAGAUCCAGGUCCCCUCUGACAAGUACUGGGGAGCUCAGACUGAGCGAUCACUUUCCAAUUUCCGUAUUAACCAGCCCCAAGAUCGAAUGCCUCCUCCGAUUGUGAGAGCAUUCGGUAUUUUAAAGGGUGCUGCGGCCACCGUCAACAUGCGAUAUGGACUUGAUGAGAAGAUCGGAAAGGCCAUUCAGCAAGCCGCCGCCGAGGUGGCCGACCUCAAGCUCAUCGACCACUUUCCCCUCGUCGUCUGGCAAACUGGCUCCGGUACACAGUCCAACAUGAACGCCAAUGAAGUCAUCUCAAACCGAGCUAUCGAGAUCCUAGGUGGUACAAAGGGCAGCAAGAAGCCGGUACACCCGAACGACCACGUGAACCGAUCCGCCUCUUCGAAUGAUACCUUCCCCACCGUCAUGCAUAUUGCUGCCGUUCUCGAGAUUGAGGGCGAGCUAUUACCGUCGCUAAAGAGCCUCCGGGAUGCGCUCCAAAAGAAGGUGGACGAAUUCGAGGCGAAGAAGAUCAUCAAGAUCGGCCGAACUCAUCUUCAGGACGCUACCCCUCUAACUUUGGCGCAGGAAUUCUCGGGAUACGUAGCUCAAUUAGACUUUAGUAUCAAGCGAGUAGAGAGUUCCUUGCCAGACCUGAGAUUGCUUGCUCAGGGUGGUACCGCUGUAGGCACAGGAAUCAACACUUUCGAGGGCUUCGCUGAGGCGAUCGCCGAGGAAGUCAGCAAGAUGACGGGAACCGAGUUUAAGACGGCCCCGAACAAGUUCGAAUCGCUCGCUGCACAUGACGCUCUUGUCCAAGCCUCCGGCUCCCUCAACACGCUGGCUGCAUCGCUUACCAAGCUUGGCCAGGAUAUUCGAUACCUAGGUAGCGGUCCUCGCUGCGGAUUAGGUGAACUUAUUCUCCCAGAAAACGAGCCGGGUUCCAGCAUUAUGCCUGGCAAGGUCAACCCCACACAAUGUGAAGCCUUGACCAUGAUUUGCGCCCAAGUGAUGGGUAACCACGUUGCUGCCACCAUCGGUGGCAUGAACGGCCAGUUUGAACUCAACGUCUACAAGCCCCUCAUCAUCCGAAACGUGUUGCACAGCGUGAGAAUCUUGUCGGAUGGCAUGCGCUCAUUUGAGAAGAACCUCGUCGAGGGUCUCCAAGCCAACGAAGAGAAGAUUUCUAGCAUCAUGAAGGAAUCGUAAGUUCAUCAAAACUCAAUACUCCAAGAAACAAUUAUUAAUCUUUGAAAUAUUUAGGCUCAUGCUGGUUACCUGCCUCAACCCCAAGAUCGGUUACGACAUGGCGUCCAAGGUUGCCAAGAACGCGCACAAGAAGGGUCUAAAUCUAAAAGACAGCGCCAUGGAACUCAAUGCCCUCACUUCAGACGAAUUCGACACGCUCGUCAAGCCAGAACUCAUGGUCGGGCCCAAGCCUUACAAGGGCUAGGUGCAUCAG